Messenger RNA from Vigna angularis (adzuki bean), 3178 nucleotides. Its product is annotated as ribonuclease J. Bases 150 to 2753 code for a protein of 867 amino acids. The transcript is spliced from 17 exons. NCBI's taxonomy places the organism in Eukaryota, Viridiplantae, Streptophyta, Magnoliopsida, Fabales, Fabaceae. The record is from RefSeq and is a predicted model, not a curated record.
GUAUGUAUCUCUUUCCCGCUUCCAACACUCGAGUUAGAGAAAGAACAGAAGCAGCUCCCUGCAAAACCCUUUGAACAUUACAUUAUUAGGGUUUUAAGCUAUCAAUUUUGCACUCUCUUCUUCUUCUUCUUCUUCUCCCUCUUAUCAUAAUGGCCUCUUGCACUUCCCUUUCUCUUUGUUCUCACAUCUUCUGUUGCCGCCACCGGCCUUACCCCACGCGCCGUUCUCUUUCUUGCUCUCUCUCCUCUUCUUCCAUCCCCGAUACGGAUGGACCUAAAGUUCUGCGUAAAAGAUCGAGAAGGAUAGAAGGUCCUAGAAAAAGUAUGGAAGAUUCUGUUCAACGCAAGAUGGAGGAAUUUUAUGAAGGACGGGAUGGGCCACCCCUUAGAGUUCUUCCCAUUGGUGGGUUGGGUGAAAUUGGGAUGAAUUGCAUGCUUGUUGGCAACUAUGAUCGCUAUAUUCUCAUUGAUGCUGGUGUCAUGUUUCCAGACUAUGAUGAGCUUGGGGUCCAGAAGAUCAUACCUGACACAACGUUUAUAAGAAAAUGGAGACACAAAAUUGAAGCAGUUAUUAUAACACAUGGUCAUGAAGAUCAUAUUGGUGCAUUGCCUUGGGUCAUCCCGGCACUAGAUUCUCAUACGCCAAUUUUUGCAUCAUCCUUUACGAUGGAGCUUAUAAGGAAGCGUUUGAAGGAUCAUGGUAUUUUUGUUCCGUCCCGACUGAAAGUUUUUAGAACGAGGAAGAAGUUUAUGGCUGGGCCAUUUGAAAUUGAGCCUAUCACAGUUACUCAUUCUAUUCCUGAUUGCUGUGGCCUAGUGCUCCGAUGUUCUGAUGGUACCAUUCUUCACACUGGGGAUUGGAAGAUUGAUGAAAAACCGUUAGAUGGAAAAGUUUUUGAUCGUGAAGCUCUAGAGGAACUUUCUAAAGAAGGAGUCACGUUGAUGAUGAGUGAUUCAACAAAUGUACUCUCACCUGGAAGGACAACCAGUGAAUCUGUUGUGGCAGAUGCGCUAUUGAGGAAUAUUUCAGCUGCUAAAGGACGUGUUAUAACGACCCAGUUUGCAUCAAAUAUACAUCGUCUUGGAAGUGUAAAAGCUGCUGCUGAUUUAACUGGUAGAAAGUUGGUAUUUGUUGGCAUGUCGCUAAGAACAUAUUUAGAUGCAGCUUGGAAGGAUGGAAAAGCUCCAAUUGAUCCAUCUACUCUGGUGAAAGCGGAGGAUAUUGACGCUUAUGCACCAAAAGAUUUGCUAAUUGUUACAACGGGGUCUCAAGCAGAACCACGUGCUGCCUUAAAUCUUGCAUCUUAUGGAAGUAGUCAUUCUAUCAAGCUGACAAAGGAGGAUAUUGUGUUGUAUUCAGCCAAGGUUAUCCCUGGCAACGAGUCUCGUGUUAUGGAAAUGCUAAACCGCAUAUCAGAUAUUGGAUCAACUAUAAUUAUGGGGAAGAAUGAAUGUCUGCACACAUCUGGCCAUGGGUAUCGUGGAGAAUUGGAGGAAGUGCUUAGAAUUGUGAAGCCACAGCAUUUUUUACCCAUACAUGGAGAACUCUUGUUCUUGAAGGAACAUGAAUUACUUGGAAAAUCAACUGGCAUUCGGCACACUACUGUUAUUAAGAAUGGAGAGAUGCUUGGUGUUUCUCAUUUGAGAAACAAAAGAGUCCUUUCCAAUGGUUUCACCUCACUUGGAAAAGAGAAUUUCCAGUUGAUGUAUAGUGAUGGUGAGAAAGCAUUUGGUACAUCAAGUGAACUCUUUAUUGAUGAAAGAAUGAGAAUUGCAUUAGAUGGCAUCAUAGUUGUUAGCAUGGAAAUAUUUCGCCCACAAAAUUUAGACAGUCCAGUUGAGAACACCUUAAAAGGAAAAAUAAGAAUUACCACAAGAUGCCUGUGGCUUGACAAGGGUAAGCUGUUGGAUGCACUCCAUAAAGCUGCUCAUGCUGCCCUUUCAAGCUGCCCUGCAAGCUGUCCCCUGGCUCAUAUGGAAAGAAUUGUGUCUGAGGUGUUGAGAAAAAUGGUGAGGAAGUACAGUGGCAAGCGGCCUGAAGUUAUUGUCAUUGCUGUAGAAAAUCCUGCAGCUGUUCUUGCUAAUGAGAUAAAGACGAAGCUGUCUGGAAAAUUCCAUGUGGAUGGGACACCGACAUUGAGAAAAGUGCUGGAUGGACAUGGGAAAGAAAAUCAGAAAACCAAAACACAAAUAAGAGAUCGAAUUGAUGUAGGGGGUAUACUACCUAUUGAAGACAAUGCUAUCUCAAGUGGAGUUGAGGAUGAUUUGUCUGAUGCGGAGGUUUCAAACGAUUUUUUUAAACCACUUGUUGGAUCCUCUCCAGUUGAGAAGUCAAUUAAAGCUAACAAUGGUUAUGUACCACAAAUGGAGAAGUCAUCCCCUUUGAAGGAUGGUAGUUCUGAAGACACCGAAGAAUGUAAUUCCGUAAAUACAUCAAAUUCUGAACCUAAAUCUUCAAAAUCAGCAAAAAGAAAUAAAUGGAAACAUGAAGAAGUUAAGAAGCUGAUUGGCAUGCGUGGGGAGUUGAAUGACCGAUUUCAAGUUGUUAAAGGAAGGAUGGCCCUCUGGGAAGAAAUAUCUCAGAAUUUGUUGUCUAAUGGGAUCAGCAGAAGUCCCGGCCAGUGUAAAUCUCUGUGGACAUCUUUGUUACAGAAAUACGAGGAGGUGAAGAAUGAGAAAAAUGGCAAGAAAUGGCCGUAUCUUGAGCAAAUGGAAAGGAUUCUGUCCGAUAGCGAGACACUGGCAUCUAAAUGAUCAGUAAGGUGGUAUAGCAGACAAGAAAAAUCUGCAAGAGUUUUCUGCAUUAUGAUUGGUAAUAUGUCUGAACAUGGUCGCUGGGAAGCUAAUACGCUAGCUGCAUAAUUCUUGCAUCUUGAACUCGUUCAUCGAAUAGCCAUUUUUUUUAUGAGACGGACAGCAUUAAUUAAAGGCAUUGACAUUUUACGUUAGCAACAAGUUAAUGAGAAGACCAUACUGAUUCCGGUGAUGAUUUAUACCCGUCUUCCCAAGGCUCCUCACCCAGUGACAGCAUUGUAGGGUCUUUUCGAUUGGUACUGAGCGGUUAACAUGGUGUAACGCGUCAAACUACAUCUUUAUGUUACUUAUCAUAAUUGAUUUCAUUAUUUUUGUUAGUGGCACCUUCUUGGUAUUAAACAACUAUUUAUUUUGCAUCCUGACCA